UGCAAUCACCUGGAGGCAGGUCCAGCCGAACCCUCAGAAGGUCAUCCGGGCUUCCCGCGGGGAGCGAUGAACCCCUCCGACCCCCAGUCCCACCUGCAGCACCACACCUCCCCCACCCUGGGCUCUCUCCCCCCCAAAGGCGCGCGCCAGGAGUCCCCGGACCCGAUGACCGCCUACUGCGACUCCAUCAGCGGCGGGUUCCACCAGCAGGGCGCGCAGAGGCCCGGCUACGGCCUCCAGGAGUACCCGUCCUCCCCGAACCCGUACCUGUGGCUCAACGGACCGGGGGUGACCCCCUCCGCCCCCUACAGCCCCGCGCCCUUCAUCCCUCCCUCCUACGGCUCCCAGCGGCCGUUCGUGGGCGGCUCUGCCGGGUUCGGCGCGCCGGACCUGGGCUGGUUCUCCAUCAGCACCCAGGAGGAGCUGCUGAAGCUGGUCCGGCCCCCCUACUCCUACUCGGCCCUCAUCGCCAUGGCCAUCCAGGGCGCGCAGGAGCGCAAGCUGACCCUGAGUCAGAUCUACCAGUACGUGUCGGACAACUUCCCCUUCUACAAGAGGAGCAAGGCGGGCUGGCAGAACUCGAUCCGGCACAACCUGUCCCUGAACGACUGCUUCAAGAAGGUCCCGAGGGACGAGGACGACCCAGGCAAAGGGAACUACUGGACGCUGGAUCCAAACUGUGAGAAGAUGUUCGACAACGGGAACUUUCGCAGGAAAAGGAAACGACGGUCCGACCCGAGCGUGGCCGGAGCUGCAGGAGCAGCUAAGGUGGAGGACUGCAGGGGGACCGUGGGCCCCUCCCUGAAGCCCUCAGAGAGCCCCCAGCUCCUGGGGCCCUCCUCCCCGGACUUGGACCCGACAAACGAACCCCACAGAUCCUCGUCUCCGCCGGGGCCCGCCUCGAACGCUCCGUGCUUCAAUAACUUUUACAGCAGCAUGUCGGCGCUCGGCUCAGGGGCCCCCGGCCGGCAGGGGCCCCUCGGGCUGGUGAACGAGCUGUCCAACAGGAACGUGAGCGCCCUGAGCCCAUACCCCCACCACGGCCACCCUGGCGGGCAGGACACAGGGGGGUCGGAGCACGGCGACGGCUUCCAUUUUAACCGUGGAGUUUACUACAACACGCUGGGCGGGGGGCAGGGGGGGCAGUUCAACUCCCACUUCUACAACAGCUUCAGUGUCAACAGCCUGAUCUACCCCCGGGACGGGACUGAGGUCUGACGCCUCCGGACCAGAACUUUACCGCCCAAUAAGACGCCUUUAGGAAGGACGUUUCAUCAAAACAGCAUCAGAGGCUGAAAACGGAGCACAAUCUCUUCAGAUCUCCGUUAAAAGAUCAAAGACACGCAGAGAUGAAACGAGCUCGCAGAUCUUUGAUCGAAAACAACAAUUCUUCAUCAAACUUUCACUAAAAAUGAUUUAUUUUUAA
Messenger RNA from Nematolebias whitei (Rio pearlfish), 1426 nucleotides. It is a transcript of the gene foxi2, whose product is annotated as forkhead box I2. Bases 67 to 1218 code for a protein of 383 amino acids. NCBI's taxonomy places the organism in Eukaryota, Metazoa, Chordata, Actinopteri, Cyprinodontiformes, Rivulidae. Gene Ontology annotation, biological process: regulation of transcription by RNA polymerase II; anatomical structure morphogenesis; cell differentiation. The transcript is spliced from 2 exons. The record is from RefSeq and is a predicted model, not a curated record. Gene Ontology annotation, molecular function: RNA polymerase II cis-regulatory region sequence-specific DNA binding; DNA-binding transcription factor activity, RNA polymerase II-specific.